AUGGGUGCUUCAUCAAAAAUAAUUCAACUUCGAGUAAUUCUUUCAAAUAAAAAUUUAGGUCAAGUUAGUCGAAUUAGUUGUUCAAUCGCUGUCUAUACUAAUUUUGUAAUCGAACAUCAGUUAUUGAUAUUUAAUUCCUUAUUAUUAAUCUUCAAGAAUAAUAUGACAAUGUUAAAAGUACAAUUAAUCAUAAUGUUUGUUUGUGCACAAAUAUUUCUUAUUAAUUCAUUUGCACUAAGUCAUAUUCAAAGACCUUUUUUGCUCGAACCCGAAAGUGAAUCAAAUGAAUUGAUUUCGAAAAUUUUACAGAACGAAAUAUUAUUAAAUGAAGCAAAUCCAGGAAUAAUUACAUCUGUUGAUGCUUUAUUAGAUCAAACUGAUGGUCAUCCACGAAAUUUUCAAAAACGUGGACGACAAUGUUUAUGGAAAGUAUGUAGUUGGGCACUUGACAAACGUUCAUUACGUUCAUCAGUUCCAUCAUCAUCAUCAAAUUCGGUUGAUGAAUUAUCGAAAUUGUUGUAUUAG
Molecule: messenger RNA, 525 nt
Organism: Rotaria sordida
Lineage: Eukaryota; Metazoa; Rotifera; Eurotatoria; Philodinida; Philodinidae
Source: the annotation of a GenBank genome assembly